CAGUACUUGAGUAUUUUAGUGUGAUUUGAUUAAACCUGACUUGUUUAAUCAAAAGACUUCAACGGUUGCUUCUUGGUCAAUUGGAGACACCCUGCCUCGGUAUGAAUGGCCUCUCGUUCUGCACAAUGGUGCGAUCUGGACGACAACACCAAUUUGGACGGCGACUGCUCUGUGCAUGGACGGCAGCAAUUUCACCGAGACGGUGGUUUCAGAUCCUUCGGACGGCGACCUAUUGUGCGCGGUCGGAAUCUGGACGGCCGUGUGUGGAUGUUAGAUCUGAUUCACGACUGUAUCCGGAAACGCAGGGGUGGUUUCUUCUGUACGGCUGCGAUUGAAGCGAAAACAGGGACGGCGGCGGCGAUACCUCUGCUGCUAGGCGGUGGGGGGACCUGGGCUGUGGCGACUGGAUGCGUCGGCGCACAGACGGAUCAGCGGCUGUGAUCUCCUUGAACCAUCGGCGUCAAUAUUUCUAAUCCCACCCCUCUUUUCCUCGUAGCUAUUCACUUCUCACCCCCUCCCAACACAAAAGAAACUUUAUUUUUUUAAUUGUUUCGUACAUAGUACACACACACAAACAGACCCAGUCUUUGCCAAUUGCCAGCCAACCCAUACACAGUUUGACAGUACGGAAAAGGGCGCUAUAAUUAUGUAUGCGCCGGCAGGCGUCCAAUUCUUCACCUCAUUUUCAACAACAAUUUUUAUAGAAAGUGAAAUUAAAUUUAGCUGCGGGCG
Cuscuta campestris is the source of this 732-nucleotide messenger RNA. NCBI's taxonomy places the organism in Eukaryota, Viridiplantae, Streptophyta, Magnoliopsida, Solanales, Convolvulaceae. The record is from the annotation of a GenBank genome assembly.